CUGGUGGGGAACGGGACCGUCCUCUGGCUCCUCGGCUUCCACAUCCGCAGGAACCCCUUCACCGUCUACAUCCUCAACCUGGCCGUCGCCGACUUCACCUUCCUCCUCUUCAUGGUCACCUCAGCCCUCCUCUACAUGAUGGACAACAUCUGCUCCACUGUGGUGUCCAUGAGGUACCUGAGGUCUCUUUUCCUCCUCUCACUCUUCUCCUACAACAUGGGCUUGUAUCUCCUGACGGCCAUCAGCAUCGAGAGGUGUGUGUCCAUCCUC
Messenger RNA from Antrostomus carolinensis (chuck-will's-widow), 270 nucleotides. Its product is annotated as mas-related G-protein coupled receptor member X2-like. Gene Ontology annotation, molecular function: G protein-coupled receptor activity. NCBI's taxonomy places the organism in Eukaryota, Metazoa, Chordata, Aves, Caprimulgiformes, Caprimulgidae. The record is from RefSeq and is a predicted model, not a curated record. The transcript has a single exon. Gene Ontology annotation, biological process: G protein-coupled receptor signaling pathway. The annotation marks the transcript as partial. Gene Ontology annotation, cellular component: plasma membrane.